Molecule: messenger RNA, 569 nt
Organism: Vespa mandarinia (Asian giant hornet)
Lineage: Eukaryota; Metazoa; Arthropoda; Insecta; Hymenoptera; Vespidae
Source: RefSeq, a predicted model, not a curated record
AUCUUCUUGAUCGGUCGGUCGAGUAAAUAUUUGCAGGUGGAGACGAGAUGCGUAUCCAGCUGCAUUCAAGAUCCUGUAUCUCAAGGUUCAUGUAAAAAGAGGAAGAGUCAGAGAUUCAUUCUGGAGGGGUGUGCCUUGCGAUGGGUAUAAAAGCGCUUUCCGGUUCGAUCAAAGAUACAGAAUCCAAACUCUCUACUUCGAAUUCAAUCGUGAUAGAAAACUUCCUUCAAGAUGUACAAGCUGUGUAUUCUUUUCGCCCUCUUGGUUGGCGUUUUCGGUGCACCUGCACCAGCACCUGCACCAGCACCAGGACUUUUGUCAACGCCAGUCUUGGCAGCCUUGCCAUCUCCAUUGUUGACCGCCACUAGCAGUCAAUUUAUCGCGAGAAAUUACAACAAUUUGGGAUUGGGACCUAUCACUUAUGCUUCCGCGCCUGUGGUUUAUCCUACUCAUGCCGUCGUAUCUAUUUAGUGUCUGAUGUGGCUCUUGCUUUAAUGCGAUUCUUCAUUUUGCUUAUGAAGUCACACAUAUAAUACAUACGAAACUACGUGAUAUCGCACACGGAAAAA